CAUCCACAAGGUGACAGGGAGGCUGCCACUGCCACGAAUCAAUUGUAGCUGUGAGCUGUUACUGUGAUCAUUACAUUACCUAACCUAAUAUGAUUUAAGCUACCGGUCAUAGUGUAACACAGAUUUGGAAUUAAUAAUAUACUUCAUUUACGAGCGCAGUAGACAAUUAUCAAUUAAAAGUGACGUAUAGAAUAAAAAUGAAUCAGUUCAUAACCGUUUGCAUUUUAUUAGUUUGUGCAAUUUCCAGAAUUUCUGGCGAAACUUGCCAAAAGCCAGAAGUUGUUGCAUCUGCAUAUGUUACAAAAGAUGCUACAAUUUUAACAAACGUUGCGUUCACAACGCAAUUUGUGCUUAAGUGUAGCAAUGGUGUAAAAGGCAUUACAUUAUAUGCAGAAGUAGAAGGAAAAUCAUUACCAGCUGCUAGAUUAAGCUCUGACAAUAAAUAUCAGGUUUCUUGGACAGAAGAUGUAAAAAAGGCACGUUCUGGUGAUUAUAGAAUAAAUUUGUACGAUGAAGAAAGAUAUGCAGCUAUACGUAAAGCUAUUAGAAAUGGGGAAGAUCCCAGCACUGUGAAACCUUUAGUCGUGGUAGUACUUAAUAAUCCAGGAGUUUAUCUAGGACCAUGGGUUAAUUCAGAACUGCUUGCUGCUUUAUUAGCAGCUUUAGUCACUUAUUCUGCCUUUUCUGCUAAGUUCAAGCUCUUAGCUUGAACACUAUCAUGACAUAAUUUUUUAAAUAAAUUAUUAUAAAAAUUGAAUGUUUUAAUGAAUUAUUAAUAUAGUAACAUGGUUACCUUAUUAUGAUUUAUUGUCAUUUAGAUAUUCUUUCAAAUACACUUUUAUAAUAUAAUAA
Megalopta genalis is the source of this 852-nucleotide messenger RNA. RefSeq names its product Translocon-associated protein delta (gene Tapdelta). NCBI's taxonomy places the organism in Eukaryota, Metazoa, Arthropoda, Insecta, Hymenoptera, Halictidae. The record is from RefSeq and is a predicted model, not a curated record. Gene Ontology annotation, cellular component: membrane; endomembrane system; endoplasmic reticulum.